CGGCACGCAUGCGAGUGUUGAUAACGAAACGUCAAACUUCAACCAAAACAAAAACGUGCGUGCUGAUGUUUUCCUGAAAAAAUAACUAAUUUUUACCAUAAACAGUUUGCAUUUAUUAGUUUUAAAUAUAGGUCGCCACAAUAUGGACGGAAUCAGUUUUGAUUCCUUGACUUACCUUCCGGACGACUCCUUCGUGAGUGAGUGCAAUGAUGACUUUGGGGGCAUUUGCGAGGACAUUGUCCGGCUGGCCAGCGCAACCCAUCUGGUGGACCAGCUGGAGCAGCAGUUGGACAACAGCCCGCCGAGUAGCAGCUACUACGCUUCGGGGCGGUGCUUCGACAAGGAGAUUCCGUCGUUGUUCUCCGAAAUGGAAUAUUUGACUGAGGUUUCACCGGAAACGGAAAUGGCACUGAUGCCGUGCCGGGACGUUCCCGUGUCGGUUGACCCGAGUGAGUUCUCGUGGAAGCGGAAGGAACAGGCGCAGCAACCCGACGAACACCCCGGACUGAUACUUAGCGAAGAGGCUUUGGUUCCAAGUGGGACUGAGGCGAAAGAGAUUCCGGCGGGACCGGAAAGCCACCGACGACACCUUGGUGCCACAACGAACUACCGACUUAUCCUGCAAAACUACAUCCAGAAGGGCAAACGAAAGCUGGAGGAAAGCUCGUACUCCAAGAUGAAGGCGACCGUCGUCAGCGUCAAGGCCGGAACCAAUUCUACCUCUCUGAUUGAAACCGUAACGUGCGCUUCCUACGUGAACCCGUGCCCGAGUUCCACUGCCAGCUUCGAGUCGUCCUCGUCGGCGUCUUCCUCCUCCGCCGAAGAUCGUUUGCCAGAACCUGCCCCGCUUCCAAACUUCCGCUGCCACGACUGUAACUCCUGCUUCCUGUCCGUUGAGCGGCUAAAGAAACACACCUGCAUCAUCGCCGAACAGUACCAGUGUCAGCUUUGUCGGCGCGAGUUUCGCAAGCGGAAAACCCUCGAGCAGCACAUCAAAUCCCAUGACAAGGUGUUCUCCACGGACGACGAUCUGCGCAAGUGGUAAAACGCCACCGGCUUGGCCAGGGCAGGCAAAUCAUCCUUCGACAACUGCUGUAUUAACUAUAUGCGUUGUAUUUCGUAUAUAAGAGUAUUCAUGUAUGUAUUGUACGUAUGUGUGUGUGAUGUAUGUGUCUAUUUUGAGUGGACGUUAAACUUUCAAUGUGAGGCUGAAUAACUUUA
Molecule: messenger RNA, 1221 nt
Organism: Culex quinquefasciatus (southern house mosquito)
Lineage: Eukaryota; Metazoa; Arthropoda; Insecta; Diptera; Culicidae
Exons: 2
Coding region: 143-1045 (300 amino acids)
Source: RefSeq, a predicted model, not a curated record